AAACGUUUUGGAGAUUCAGAAAGUGUCUCCUUGAACCUCAUCCAUGGCUUCUCUACUGGCCAACGGCCUUCCACGCUUCUCUCCUUCCGAAACCCCGAAAUUCCCAAAAGGGUUUUGCCCUAAGCUCGAAUCCCUAAAAUCCCUUAACCCCAAAACCCCCAAAAAUCCUACCUCCAGUGUCUUCAAGGUUCGGGCUGAUGUCGGGUUCGAAUCCAAAACCAUCGAUUCCGAUUCUCCAACUGCUUCCCCAGGUAAGCCCGCCACUUCUAGCACCGAUGAUAAGCUUCAGAAAAUCCUUAACCGCGAUUACAAGUGGGGUUGGUUUGAAAACAUCGACUCGGAUGCGAUUCCGAAAGGGCUUUCCGAGAAAACGAUUCGGAUGAUUUCCGAGAGGAAAAAUGAGCCCGACUGGAUGCUUGAAUUCAGAUUGAAGUCUUAUGAAAAAUUCCUCAAAAUGAAAGAGCCCAAGUGGUCGGACAAUAGGUACCCUCCAAUUGAUUUUCAGGAUAUGUGCUAUUACUCGGAACCCAAGAAGAAGCCGAGUCUGAAUAGUCUCGAUGAGGCUGAUCCAGAGCUUCUUAGGUACUUUGAUAAAUUGGGGGUUCCUUUGAAUGAGCAGAAUCGAUUGGCUAAUGUUGCCGUUGAUGCGGUUCUUGAUAGUGUAUCGAUAGCCACCACGCAUAGAAAGACCUUAGAGAAGGCUGGGGUGAUAUUCUGUUCAAUAUCUGAGGCAAUUCGGGAGUACCCGGAUUUGGUUAGGAAGUAUUUAGGAAGGGUUGUGCCCUCUGACGAUAACUACUAUGCAGCUCUGAACUCUGCGGUGUUCAGUGAUGGGUCAUUUUGUUAUGUACCAAAGGAUACAAAGUGUCCUAUGCAGAUCUCUACAUAUUUUCGGAUAAAUGCAUUGGAGACAGGCCAAUUCGAGAGGACUUUGAUAGUUGCAGAUGACAGGAGCUUUGUGGAGUAUUUGGAAGGGUGUACAGCCCCUUCUUAUGACAGGAACCAACUUCAUGCAGCAGUGGUUGAGCUGUAUUGUGCAGAGGGUGCGGAGAUUAAGUACUCCACAGUGCAGAAUUGGUAUGCUGGAGACGAGGAAGGGAGGGGAGGGAUCUAUAAUUUUGUAACGAAACGGGGUCUAUGCAGUGGGGCUAGAUCAAAGAUAUCAUGGACCCAGGUGGAAACAGGGUCUGCCAUAACUUGGAAGUACCCAAGUGUUGUGUUGGAGGGUGAUGAUACGGUUGGUGAGUUUUAUUCUGUUGCUUUGACUAAUAAUUAUCAGCAGGCGGAUACUGGGACAAAGAUGAUACACAAGGGAAAGAACACAAGAAGUAGGAUUAUCUCAAAGGGUAUUUCGGCAGGGAAUUCGAGGAACUGUUAUAGGGGACUUGUUCAGGUUCAGUCGAAGGCCAAGAAUGCUCGAAACUCCUCACAAUGUGAUUCGAUGCUUAUUGGUGAUAAUGCGGCUGCCAACACCUAUCCAUACAUUCAGGUGAAGAACCCUACGGCCCGCAUUGAGCAUGAAGCCAGCACCUCUAAAAUUGGUGAAGACCAGCUCUUCUACUUUCAGCAGAGGGGAAUCGACUACGAGAAAGCAAUGGCAGCGAUGAUUUCUGGGUUUUGCAAGGAUGUCUUCAACGAACUUCCUGACGAAUUUGGCGCAGAGGUAAACCAGCUAAUGAGCUUGAAGCUUGAAGGAUCAGUCGGUUAGGCUACAACAAUGUUUUGAUGUAUAAAAAGCUCAUGCUUGGGUUAGGAAAUUCAUAUAACAGUGUCUAAUAUAUUUCCAAACGAAAAUGAACGUCAUAAACUGGCAUGAGAAGGUCUAAUGUUUGUAUAUGCACCACACUAAUAAUGCUCAUCUACUUUUGAAUGGAAUUUUUAGUUGCUUCAACUUCAA
Vitis riparia (riverbank grape) is the source of this 1897-nucleotide messenger RNA. Its product is annotated as UPF0051 protein ABCI8, chloroplastic. The coding region runs from base 44 to 1708 and encodes 554 amino acids. The record is from RefSeq and is a predicted model, not a curated record. The transcript has 2 exons. Lineage: Eukaryota; Viridiplantae; Streptophyta; Magnoliopsida; Vitales; Vitaceae. Gene Ontology annotation, biological process: iron-sulfur cluster assembly.